AUGGCGGGACCUGGGGGCUGGAGGGACAAGGAGGUCACGGAUCUGGGCCACUUGCCGGAUCCAACUGGAAUAUUCUCACUGGAUAAAACCAUUGGCCUUGGUACUUAUGGCAGAAUCUAUUUGGGUCUCCAUGAAAAGACUGGUUCGUUUACAGCCGUUAAAGUAAUGAAUGCUCGUAAGACUGCUUUACCUGAAAUAGGAAGGCGAGUGAGAGUGAAUAAGUAUCAAAAAUCUGUCGGGUGGAGAUACAGCGAUGAGGAAGAGGAUCUGAGAACUGAACUCAACCUUCUGAAGAAGUACUCUUUUCACAAAAACAUUGUGUCCUUCUAUGGUGCAUUUUUUAAACUGAGUCCCCCCGGCCAGAGGCACCAACUUUGGAUGGUGAUGGAGUUAUGUGCAGCAGGCUCAGUCACUGAUGUAGUGAGGAUGACCAGAAAUCAGAGUUUAAAAGAAGAUUGGAUUGCUUAUAUCUGCCGAGAAAUCCUUCAGGGCUUAGCUCACCUUCACGCACACCGAGUAAUUCACCGGGACAUCAAAGGUCAGAAUGUGCUACUGACUCAUAAUGCUGAAGUCAAACUGGUGGAUUUUGGAGUGAGUGCUCAGGUAAGCAGAACUAAUGGGAGGAGAAAUAGCUUCAUUGGGACACCAUACUGGAUGGCACCUGAGGUGAUUAACUGCGAUGAGGACCCAAGACGCUCCUAUGAUUACAGAAGUGAUGUGUGGUCCGUGGGAAUCACUGCUAUUGAAAUGGCUGAAGGGGCUCCUCCCCUGUGUAACCUUCAGCCCUUGGAAGCCCUCUUCGUUAUUUUGCGGGAAUCAGCUCCCACAGUCAAAUCCAGUGGAUGGUCCCGCAAGUUCCACAAUUUCAUGGAAAAAUGCAUGAUAAAAAACUUCUUAUUUCGUCCCACUUCUGCAAACAUGCUUCAUCACACAUUUGUUGAAGGUAUAAAAAAUGAAAGACACAUUGUGGAGUCAUUAAAGAAGCAUCUUACUGGAAUCAUUAAAAAGAGACAGAAAAAAGGGAUACCUCUGGUCUUUGAAAGAGAAGAAGCUAUUAAAGAACAGUACAACAUGAGAAGAUUCAGAGGACCUUCUUGUACUCAUGAGCUUCUGAGACUGCCAACCAGCAGCAGAUGCAGACCACUUAGAGUCCUCCAUGGAGAACCCUCUCAGCCACGGUGGUUACCUGAUCAAGUAGAGCCACAAGUUCAGGCACUUCAGCAACUACAGGGAGCAGCCAGAGUGUUCAUGCCACUACAGGCUCAGGACAGUGCACCUAGCCCUCUGCAGGGGCAGGCCCAGGCACCUCAGCGACUACAUGGGGCAGCUCGCGUGUUCAUGCCACUACAGGCUCAGGUGAAGGCUAAGGCAUCUCGGCCUCUACAGAUGCAGAUCAAGGCACCCCCGGGACUACGGAGGGCAGCCCAGGUGUUCACGCCACUACAGGCUCAGGUUAAGGCACCUAGGCCUAUUCAAGUACAGGCCCAGGUACUCAAAGAACAGCAGGAUCAGAUCCAGGCCCAGGUAUCCAAACAGCCACAGGAUCUGGACCAGGUUCCAGAGGAGUUUCAGGGGCAAGAUCAGGUACCUGAACAACAUCAAAGGCAGGGCCAGGCCCCUGAACUGCAGCAGGGGCAACACCAGGUACCCGAACAGCAGCUACAGCAGAACCAAGUACCUGAACAGCCAGAGGUACAGGAACAGGCUGUUGAGCCUGUACAGGAAGAGACUGAAGCAGAGGAACCUGAGUCAUUACGAAUACAUGCCCAGGUGUUCUUGCCGCUACUGUCCCAGAACCACCACGUGCUGUUGCCACUACAUUUAGAUACUCAGGUGCUUAUUCCUGUAGAGGAGCAAGCUGGCGAGUCAGCUCAGGCACAGGCCUGGGCACUAGAGCCCCCUCAGGUCGUUGGUUCAGUUCAAGCACUGAUAGAGGGACUAUCAAGAGACUUGCUUCGAGCACCAGGCUCACAUAACUCAAAGCCACUUGGUCCACUGCAAACCUUAAUGGAAAACCUAUCAGCAAACAUGUUUUACUCUCAGCCAGAACAGGCACGGAAGAAAAAAUCAAAGGUGUCUAGUCUAAGGCAGGCACUGGCAAAACGACUAUCACCAAAGAGGUUUCGGGGAAAGUUAUCACAGAGACCUGAAGAGUUUGAACUCUCAGAUUUAGAAGGCCACAGAAGAAGGCACCAGUACAGAUGGGAGGAUAUCUUUAAUCAGCAUGAAGAAGAAUUGAGACAAGUGGCGAAUGACAAGGAAGAUGAGUCAUCAGACAAUGAUGAAGUAUUUCAUUCAAUUCAAGCUGAAGUCCAAAUAGAACCAUUGCAACUGUAUGUUUCAAAUCCUAACGGAAAUGAGGUCCAGGAAGGAUCUGCUUCUAUGUCUUACAACCAGGAUCGUGCACACCGUGUCAAGUUCUCUUCAAGUGUUCUUCAGCAGUCUUUCUUGGAACAAGCUCAGAAGCCCAUUGACAUCAGACAAAGGAGUUCACCAAAUCCUCAGAAUUGUCCAGCAGCAUCAGAAUCUUCUUCUGAGGAGGAGAGUCCUGUGACCGGGAGGAGGUCCCAGUCAUCACCACCUUAUUCUACUAUUGAUCAGAAGCUGCUGCUUGACGUCCAUGUACCGGAUGGAUUUAAAGUAGGAAAAAUAUCACCUCCCGUAUACUUGACGAAUGAAUGGGUAGGCUAUAACGCACUCUCUGAAAUCUUCCAGAAUGAUUGGGUGACUCCUGCACCUGUCAUUCAGCCACCUGAAGAGGAUGGUGAUUAUGUUGAACUCUAUGAUGAGGCUGGUGCUAAUAUUGAUGGUGAUGAUGAUGAUUCUAAUGAUGCUUAUGAAGAUACCUAUGACCAUGAAAACGAAAAUGAGGACUUUGAUAACCAGAUUGAUCAGGCUAAUGAUGUCUGUGAAGACCAUGAUGAUGAUGACAACAACGAUGAAGCUGUUGAUGAAGGAGACAAUAAUCAUGAUGAUGAUCCUAGCUGGCCAAGGUCACGCUAUGGAAAAGGUGGAAGAGGUAGAAGCUGCAAACAAGAUGGUAGAGAUGGAAGUGUUGGAAGAGGAGGAACCUGCAGAGGCAAUAGGAGCCAUAAAACCAGUAGAAGCCAAGAAGAGAGGGCAGCUAUUGGAGACCAUGAAAGCAGUGGAAGAAGAGGAGGCAAGGAAGGAAGUGGAGGUGAAGGAGUCAGUGGAACCAAUGAAGAGAGUGGAGCCCAUCAAUUCAGUGGAGGAGAAAAUUGCUCAGAGGCAGAUGUUCCAGGAUUGGAGAGACCAGCGUCCCAGGAUUUGGAACAUCAACAGGAGGUGCCAAGUGGUGGAAGUGAGGCCUCGAGUACCAUUGCCUCAGGCGCUGCACCCCCAGCACCUGAUGAUGAGAAUGACAGUAGGGACGUAUCGGAAUCAUCCACAAAUUCAGGUUUUUCUGCCAGCCAUUCAUCUCCUUCCAAAGGUUCUGGGAGGGCUGCUAAUGGUGAUUUUGCCAGUGCCAUCCCAUAUGGCGGAUUAGUGGAAGUACCUGAGGAACCCCCUAAGCAACCCUCUGAUAUCAAUGUCAACCCACUCUAUGCUUCGUCUGCAUGUGAAAAACCACUAAUCCACAUGUAUGAAAAGGAAUUCACUUCUGAGAUCUGCUGUGGUUCUUUGUGGGGAGUGAAUUUGCUGUUGGGAACCCGAUCGAAUCUGUAUCUGAUGGACAGAAGUGGAAAGGCAGACAUUACUAAACUCAUAAAGCGAAGACCAUUCCGUCAGAUUCAAGUCGUAGAGCCACUCAAUUUGCUGAUUACCAUCUCCGGCCGUAAGAACAGACUUCGGGUGUAUCAUUUGACCUGGUUGAGGAACAAGAUUUUAAAUGAUGAUCCAGAAAGUAAGAGAAGACAAGAGGAAAUGCUAAAGACAGAGGAAGCUUGCAAAGCUAUUGAUAAGUUGACAGGCUGUGAACACUUCAGUGUCCUUCAACAUGAAGAAACAACUUAUAUUGCAAUUGCUUUGAAAUCGUCAAUUCACCUUUAUGUGUGGGCACCAAAGUCCUUUGAUGAAAGCACUGCAAUUAAAGUGAUAUGCAUUGAUCAAUCAGCAGACUCUGAAGGAGACUACAUGUCCUAUGAAGCCUAUAUACGAAUACUGGCAAAAAUACAGGCAGCUGAUCCAGCGAAUCGGUUUAAGAGACCAGAUGAGCUCCUUCACUUGCUGAAGCUCAAGGUAUUUCCAACAGUUGGUCGUAAGCCAGUGACAGUUGACCUGGCUAUUGGUUCUGAAAAAAGACUAAAGAUUUUCUUCAGCUCAGCAGAUGGAUAUCACAUUAUCGAUGCAGAAUCUGAGGUUAUCUCUGAUGUGACCCUACCCAAUAACCCCCUGGAAAUCAUUAUACCACAGAAUAUCGUCAUUCUACCUGAUUGCUUGGGAAUUGGCAUGAUGCUCACCUUCAAUGCUGAAGCCCUUUCUAUGGAAGCAAAUGAGCAACUCUUCAAGAAGAUCCUUGAAGUGUGGAAAGACAUACCAUCUUCUGUAGCUUAUGAGUGUACACAGAGAACCACAGGAUGGGGUCAAAAGGCCAUUGAAGUGCGUUCUUUGCAAUCAAGGGUUCUGGAAAGUGAGCUGAAGCGCAGGUCAAUUAAGAAGCUGAGAUUCCUGUGUACCCGAGGGGACAAGCUGUUCUUUACCUCUACCCUGCGCAAUCGCCACAGCCGGGUUUACUUUAUGACCCUCGGAAAACUUGAAGACCUCCAAAGCAAUUAUGGUGUUUAAAAGAUUCCAGUGAUUUAUUAUGAUGGCAUUUACAAGCAUCACAAAUAUGCAGUUUGCAUCUUUAAAUUUCCGAGAUUAAAUGAGCAUUCAGUUUUUUUGUUGUUGCUGUUGUUAGGGAAAAUUAAAUCAGAGAAUUAACUUUUAAUGUAGCACAGAAUAGUUUUAAUGAGAAAUGCAGCUUUAUAUAAAAUUAACUAUAGCAAGCUCUAUGUACUCCAGUGGUGUACAAUGUCUUUUGCACAAACUUUGUAACUUUUGUUACUGUGAAUUCAAACAUUACUCUUUGGACAGUUUGGACAGUAUCUCUAUCCAGAUUUUACAACAUGGAGUCAAGAAACCUGUUAUGAGUUAGAGUCCAGGUGGUUUUCAGAAGAAUUGGCCCUGACUAAAAAUUUUCAAGAAAAGAAAAUCAGCAACAAACCAUGUGUGAUUGGUCCAAAGUCAUACAUAGAAUCAAAAGUUAGAUCAUGAACUGAAAAUAGCAAGGACUAUGCUGUAGAGCAGACUGAUGUCUGCCUGGUUCAUACCUAGAGAUGCUACAGUGAAAACAGGAAAAAAACAAACA
Trichechus manatus latirostris (Florida manatee) is the source of this 5311-nucleotide messenger RNA. It is a transcript of the gene NRK, whose product is annotated as Nik related kinase. The transcript has 29 exons. NCBI's taxonomy places the organism in Eukaryota, Metazoa, Chordata, Mammalia, Sirenia, Trichechidae. The record is from RefSeq and is a predicted model, not a curated record. Gene Ontology annotation, biological process: protein phosphorylation. Gene Ontology annotation, molecular function: protein kinase activity; ATP binding. Bases 1 to 4746 code for a protein of 1581 amino acids.